This is a messenger RNA of Cololabis saira (Pacific saury), 7227 nucleotides long. It is a transcript of the gene pi4kab, whose product is annotated as phosphatidylinositol 4-kinase, catalytic, alpha b. Gene Ontology annotation, molecular function: 1-phosphatidylinositol 4-kinase activity. The record is from RefSeq and is a predicted model, not a curated record. The transcript is spliced from 54 exons. Gene Ontology annotation, cellular component: cytoplasm; plasma membrane. Gene Ontology annotation, biological process: phosphatidylinositol-mediated signaling; phosphatidylinositol phosphate biosynthetic process. NCBI's taxonomy places the organism in Eukaryota, Metazoa, Chordata, Actinopteri, Beloniformes, Belonidae. The coding region runs from base 20 to 6313 and encodes 2097 amino acids.
UGCCCAUGCACAGAUAAACAUGUCUGUGGCGGGAGGAGGUACGAGAGGCUUUUAUUUCAACACAGUCCUGUCUCUGGCUCGCUCCUUGGCUAUCCACCGCCCUGCGCCCAUCGAAAAGAUCCAGAAACUGCAAUGUAUGUGUCCAGUGGAAGUCCGGGGUGUGUUCACUUUAGAUGUGCGUCGCAGGGAUGCUGUCAUCGCUCUGGCUGUGUUUCUGGUGGAGUCUGGGCUACAGCACAAAGACGUACUUGUUCCGUACUUACUGAGCCUAUUGAGGGGAUUGCCACGGGUCCAAUGGAUUGAAGAAAGCUUGGGAAAGAAAGGAAAGGAAUUUCUCCCAGUUGCAGAAAACUUCAGCUUCUGCCUUGUAACACUUUUGUCAGAUGUGGCUCAGAUGGACCCAGACUCCCGACAGGAGAUCUUGAACACCAUAAUGGAGGUCAUGCAGGCCUUACAAGAGAUGUGCCAAACACCUGAUAAUCAUGAAAAAGUCUUCCUGUGCAGGUACGCUGUCCCGAGUCUGCUUGGCAUGACUCGAGCCUUCGGCCGCUACAGCAACACAGAUGAAGCCCUGUUGUCCAGGCUCUUCCCCAAAGAUUCACCUCAGGCUCGCCGCGUCGCAGAGGAAACAGAGGGUGUUCGGCGCAGAUCCUUCAAUGAUUUUCGUUCAAUUCUUCCAUCCUCCCUGCUCACAGUGUGCCAGAAUGACACACUCCGCAGACGCACAGGGACUAACCUGGAUUCCUCUGCACAGAUCUCCACAGACCCGGCAGGUCACUCGCCCUGCUCUCCCACCGCCCCUGGUCCACAUUACUUUGAAGGUGCCUAUCUUCCAGACAGCAGCACAGUCGACCCCGAAUACUAUUUCUCCACAGUCAGCUCCAGUUUCUCAGUGUCUCCGCUUUUCCAGGGAGAGGGUGAAAACGAGGUGGAGGUUCCAGUGGAUCUGCUCCGACAUCUGCUGGGCAUGGUGAAGAUGUUUGUCUCGGACUCCUUUUUGAAAACUCUGGAGGCCGCUAUGACGGACGUCACAGAGUCUAAUCCUGGAAUGAACCUCUACUACAAAAUCUUCAACGACACUCUCUACGUGUGUGUGUUCAAAAUGCUGCGUGACACACUGUACAACAUGAAAGCCCUGCAGCCGACAUUUGUCCGGGAAGUGCAUGAUUUUGUUCUGGAGCAGUUCAGCAGCAGUCAGUCAGAGCUGCAGAGGGUGCUUCAUGACACGGGGGUGUUGCCGGGGGAACAGAGCCCCCUCAAGCUCCGUUGCCAAGCCAACGCUGCCUGCGUGGAUCUCAUGGUUUGGGCCGUCAAAGACGAGCAAGGUGCUGAGAAUCUGUGCACCAAACUGUCAGAGAAGCUGCAGUCAAAGACAUCUAGUAAAGUCAUCAUUGCUCACAUGCCCCUGCUCAUCUGUUGCCUACAGGGCCUGGGUCGUCUGUGCGAGAGGUUUCCAGUAGUUGCUCACUCUGCCACAACUUCUCUCAGGGAUUUCCUGGUUGUUCCUUCCCCUGUUUUAAUAAAACUCUACAAGUAUCAUAACCAGUGCAGCACAGGCACUGGAGAAAUUAGGAUAAAUGUGACCAAUGAGCAUUCUCAGUCUACUAUCAACAUACUGUCAAGCAGAAGAGACCAGCCUUCCAUGUAUGAGCAGCUCAGAGAUAUCUCCAUUGAUAACAUCUGCAGAUGUCUGAAAGCCGGUUUGACCAUGGACCAUGUGAUUGUAGAGGCCUUUCUGGCCAGUCUGUCCAACCGUCUGUACAUUUCCCAGGAGAAUGACAAGGAUGCUCAUCUAAUUCCAGAUCACACCAUCCGUGCCCUUGGCCACAUCGCAGUCGCUCUGAGAGACACUCCUAAAGUCAUGGAGCACAUCUUACAAAUCCUUCAACAAAAGUUCUGCCAACCUCCGUCACAGCUGGACGUACUAAUUAUAGACCAGCUGGGCUGCAUGGUCAUCACAGGAAAUCAAUACAUCUACCAGGAGGUGUGGAAUCUGUUCCAGCAGAUCAGCGUAAAAGCCAGUUCUGUGGUCUACUCGGCAACCAAAGACUACAGAGAUCAUGGUUACAGGCACUGCUCUCUGGCUGUGAUCAACGCUCUCGCCAACAUCGCAGCCAACCUGCAGGGGGAGCAGCUGGUGGACGAGCUGAUGGUGAAUCUCUUAGAACUGUUCGUCCAACUGGGUCUGGAAGGGAAAAGAGCCAGCGAGCGGGCCUCCGACAAAGGCCCGGCGCUGAAGGCAUCAAGUAGUGCCGGGAAUCUUGGAGUUCUUAUUCCCGUGAUUGCCGUGUUGACCAGGCGCCUUCCGCCGAUCAAGGAGGCCAAACCACGACUCCAGAAGCUUUUCAGAGACUUCUGGCUGUACUCUGUGGUCAUGGGCUUUGCUGUAGAAGGAUCAGGACUUUGGCCUGAGGAAUGGUAUGAAGGUGUGUGUGAGAUCGCUACCAAGUCUCCUCUUCUCACCUUCCCCAGCGGAGAACCGCUUCGCUCUGAACUGCAAUACAACUCUGCUCUGAAAAAUGACACUGUAACACCGGCCGAGUUGAGUGAACUGCGCGCAACCAUCAGCAAUCUCCUCGACCCUUCUCCAGAGGGAUCUGCCCUCAUCAACAAGCUUGACUUUGCCAUGUCCACAUACCUGCUCUCAGUCUACAGAUUGGAGUAUAUGAGGAUGCUGCGAUCUAACGAUCCCGACAGGUUCCAGGUGAUGUUUCGGUACUUUGAGGACAAAGCCAUCCAGAAAGACAAAUCUGGCAUGCUGCAGUGCAUUAUUUGUGUCGGUGAUAAGGUAUUUGAUGUCUUCCUCCAGAUGAUGGCUGAAAAGCCAAAAACUAAAGAACAUGAAGAAGAAUUGGAGCGUCAUGCUCAAUUCUUGUUGGUCAACUUUAACCACACCCACAAGAGGAUCCGCAGGGUGGCAGACAAGUACCUCUCUGGUUUGGCUGAAACAUUCCCUCAUCUGCUUUGGAGCGGUCGCGUGUUAAAGACGAUGUUGGAUAUUUUGCAGACGCUCUCUCUGUCCUUAAGUGCUGACAUUCACAAGGAUCAGCCAUACUACGAUAUUCCAGACACACCACACAGAAUUACUGUUCCUGACACAUAUGAAGCCCGAGAGAGCAUAGUAAAAGACUUUGCUGCACGUUGUGGUGAGAUCCUGAAAGAGGCAAUGAAAUGGGCCCCUUCAGUCACAAAGUCUCAUCUACAGGAAUACCUGAACAAGCAUCAGAUCUGGGUGUCGGGACUGUCCCAGCACACGGGCCUUGCUAUGGCCACUGAAAGCAUACUGCACUUUGCAGGCUACAACAGACAGAGCACGACACUAGGCACCACCCAGCUGACAGAAAGACCAGCUUGUGUGAAGAAGGACUACUCAAACUUCAUGGCAUCACUUAACCUACGAAACCGUUACACAGGAGAGGUGGUUGGUAUGAUCCAGUUCUCAGAGGCGACUCACAGCCAGUCAGACCUCAUAAAGCUGAUGAUCCAUCAGAUGACAGUUGCUCUUGAUGGCAAAGACCCAGCGGCCUUCACUCAAGCCAUGUUCAAGAUGGCAGCCCUUCUGAUAACUACCAAAAACUGCGAUCCUCAGCUGCUGCACCAUCUGUGCUGGUCUCCCCUGAAGAUGUUUACAGAACACGGCAUGGAAACGGCCAUCGCCUGCUGGGAGUGGCUUCUGGCCGCGCACAAUGGGGUGGAAGUGCCAUUCAUGCGUGAGAUGGCAGGAGCUUGGCAGAUGACAGUGGAGCUGAAGAUGGGUUUGUUUUCGGAGGCUAAAGUGGAAGCUGGCCCUCUGGCCGUCUCAGAGGAGAGUCAGCCUGCUCCUUGUGCUCCUGAUGUCAUCCCUCACUUCCUCUGGAUAGAGUUCCUGGUGCAGCGGUUUGAGAUAGCCAAAUACAGCAGUGCAGACCAGGUGGAAAUUUUCACCAACAUUUUGCAGAGGUCUCUGUGUCUUAAUGUUGGAGGAUCCAAGAGCAGCCUGAACCGACACGUUGCUGCCAUUGGACCAAGAUACAGGCUGCUGACGCUGGGUUUGACUCUGCUGCAUGCUGAUGUUGUGACAAACGCCACCAUCAGAAACGUGCUUCGGGAGAAAAUCUAUUCCACGGCUUUUGACUACUUUAGUGUCGCUCCGAAGUUUCCCACCCAGACGGAUACAAGGCUAAGAGAAGACAUAAGUAUUAUGAUCAGGUUCUAUGCCAGUUUACAAUCUGACAAGAAGUAUCUGACGGCCAACCAGCUGGUCCCCCCAGAUCCCCAGGACAUGUCUGUGAACAGCUUGUCUGUGAUGACGGUGACGGACAGCAGGAACAGUCUGGAUGCUGCAGUAGGUCAGAGGCAGCAGGCCACUCAGGGAUGGAUCAACACCUACCCUCUGUCCUCUGGGAUGUCCACCAUAUCCAAGAAAUCAGGGUUAUCUAAAAAAAGCAACAGAGGCUCCCAGCUGCACAAAUACUACAUGAAACGCAGGACUCUCCUACUGGCUUUAUUGGCCAGUGAGAUUGAGCGUCUGACCAUAUGGUACAACCCAUUAUCGACUCAGGAGCUUGCUAUUGCUACUGAACAGUCGGUAGAGACCAGCAUCGCUAACUGGAGGUCCAAAUACAUCAGCCUGACAGAAAAACAAUGGAAAGACAAUGUGAACCUGGCCUGGAGCAUCUCGCCGUACCUCGCCCUGCAUCUGCCUGCCAGAUUUAAAAACACAGAGUCCAUCGUGUCUGAGGUGACGCGUCUGGUGCGACUGGAUCCCUCUGCUGUGUGUGACGUACCUGAGGCAGUAAAGUUUCUGGUAACGUGGCACACGAUUGAUGCCGACUCUCCGGAGCUGAGUCACAUCCUGUGCUGGGCUCCUGCAGACCCCCCGACCGGACUGUCCUACUUCUCCUCCAUGUACCCCCCCCACCCCCUCACGGCCCAGUACGGGGUCAAAGUGCUGCGCUCUUUUCCUCCUGAUGCCAUCUUAUUUUACAUUCCUCAAAUUGUACAAGCCCUUCGAUAUGACAAGAUGGGCUACGUGAGAGAGUACAUCCUCUGGGCCGCGCAGAAGUCUCAACUGCUGGCUCACCAGUUCAUCUGGAACAUGAAGACUAACGUAUACCUGGAUGAAGAAGGACACCAGAAAGACCCUGACAUCGGUGAGCUGCUGGAGCAGAUGGUGGAGGAGAUUACAGGCUCUCUCUCUGGCCCGGCCAAAGACUUUUACCAGAGAGAAUUUGACUUCUUCAACAAGAUUACAAACGUUUCAGCCCUUAUCAAGCCCUAUCCCAAAGGGGAGGAGAGGAAAAAGGCUUGCCUGGAAGCCAUGUCACAGAUUAAAGUCCAGCCUGGCUGUUAUCUUCCCAGUAACCCAGAGGCCAUAGUUUUGGAUAUAGAUUACAAGUCUGGGACUCCCAUGCAGAGUGCUGCCAAGGCUCCAUACCUGGCCAGGUUCAGAGUAAAGAGGUGUGGAGUAAGUGAGCUGGAAAAAGAAGGUCUGCUGUGCCGCUCAGAUUCUAUGGAUGAUGAGAAGAACGAAGAAGAGGCCAAGAGAAUCAUCUGGCAGGCAGCCAUCUUUAAAGUUGGAGACGACUGUAGACAGGACAUGCUGGCUCUUCAGAUCAUCAGUCUGUUCAAAAACAUCUUCCAGCUGGUGGGACUGGAUCUCUACGUGUUUCCGUACCGAGUGGUGGCCACAGCACCUGGAUGUGGUGUGAUCGAGUGCAUCCCGGACUGCAAGUCCCGUGACCAGCUGGGCCGACAAACAGACUUCGGUAUGUACGACUACUUCAGGAACCAGUAUGGAGAUGAAUCCACACUUGCCUUCCAGAAGGCGCGGUACAACUUCAUCCGCAGCAUGGCAGCUUACAGCCUGCUGCUCUUCUUACUGCAAAUAAAAGACAGACACAAUGGCAACAUCAUGCUGGACAGCCAGGGACACCUCAUCCACAUCGACUUUGGCUUCAUGUUUGAAAGUUCUCCCGGUGGGAACCUCGGGUGGGAGCCGGAUAUCAAGCUCACUGAUGAGAUGGUGAUGAUCAUGGGUGGGAAGAUGGAGGCGACACCUUUCAAGUGGUUCAUGGAAAUGUGUGUGAGGGGUUACCUGGCCGUCAGGCCCUACAUGGAUGCGGUGGUCUCCUUAGUUAACCUCAUGCUGGACACCGGCCUUCCCUGCUUCAGAGGACAGACCAUCAAGUUACUCAAGCAACGUUUCAACCCAGGUCUGAGCGAGAAAGAUGCAGCUUCCUUCAUCAUCAAAGUCAUCCAGAACUGUUUCCUUAGCAACAGGAGUCGGACCUACGACAUGAUCCAGUAUUACCAGAAUCAGAUUCCAUAUUAAACGUUGUGCCUAAGCAUGUGCAUAUUUUGGCUGGUACAGUGUGUGCGUGCGUGUGUUUGUGCCUUUGUUCAAAUUCACCACUGAAGGUAGUGACUCACUGUUCCUGCUUAUUGUUGGGCAUGGUCUUUUGUUUUUGGUUUCCCUUCUUGUUUCUCCUGUAAAGAUAUUUUCAAAAUAGCCGUAUUUUACCUUAUUUAUUAUUCUCAAUUGUUAUGGCAUCUUGACUUCUGCGUACUUAGAGGAAUAACUUGUGAUCAUCUGCACGUUCAAUAAUUACUUUAUGAGUUUGUGCCAAGUAGCUGAAGUAACUGGUUUCAGUUCUGACCGGCGUGGCCUCCGUCAUCUUCUACUUGACUGUACUACUGUGCCCCCCCCUUUUUUCUCUCUUUUUUUUUUUAAUUGGGAAACCAGACUAAUUUAAACUUUGGCAUGGUACUCUUCUGCACUUCUAUUUGGCUGUAUAGACAUGGGUUACGCCAUCUAUAUUUUGGAGUUUUCAUAUUUCCAUUUUUAACAGGAUUAAUCAUAUGCACAAGUUCUGUGAACCACUGCGACUGAGCUUUGUAUAUUUAGCGUUGCCAAAAAAUAAUAGUGCACUUAAAUUAAACUUUUAUUUUGCUCGCGGUGGAGGUUAAAGCACAGUCUAAUUGUUGGGCAGCUGCAUGAAGUUAAGUGUCAACUACCACGAAGCUCAUGUCUGAUGUUGCUUUGGUGAAGAAUGAUUUGGUCAUUCAAAGUGCUGUGGCCCAUGUCCAUACGGUUAACUUAAGCCUUCAUUCAUUGUUACUGGUUGUAAAGAUUUUACAUCUUUGUAUAUUUAUAUCCAUGAUCCAUUUUCCGUCUCUUUUUCUAUCUUCAUGCCUUUUGAAUGAGAAUGCAUAAGUUUAUGAAAUGAAAUAAAGAUCUUAAAAACU